AUGUCGAAUCUUGCAAAAUUAGAGUUCGUUGCCUUGGAUGUUUCAGGAAAUAAUUAUUUGUCAUGGGUCCUUGAUGCGGAAUUACACCUUAGUGCUAAUGGCCUAAAAGAUACCAUUGACCCAGAAAAAAUCCCAACUGUUGAACAAAAUGCAAAAGCAAUUAUUUUUCUUAGGCAUCACAUCCAUGCAGACUUAAAAUCUGAAUAUCUCACUAUCAAAAAUCCACUCACCCUUUGGAAUAAUCUCAAGGAUAGAUUUGAUCAUCAGAAACUUGUUCACUUGCCAUCUGCCCGACAUGAUUGGAUUAAUUUGAGGCUACAGGAUUUCAAAUCUAUAGCUCAAUAUAAUUAUACUCUUUUCAAGAUAAGCUCAAAAUUAAUUUUAUGUGGUGAAAAUAUUACUGAUGCUGAAAUGAUUGAAAAGACUCUCUCAACCUCUCACUCCAACACUAUGAUCUUGGCUCAGCAAUAUAGGGAGCUGAAUUUUCAGAAAUAUGGCGAGCUGAUAUCUCUCCUUCUUAUGACUGAAAAGGAUAAUAAGUUGCUAUUCAAAAACCAUCAGAUAUGUCCCACAGGCUCUGCCCAUGAAGUACAUAACACGUCACUCCUGAAGAAUGAACGUGGGAAAGGGCAUAGAGGAGGACGAGGUUAUGGACAAAACCGUGGAUGUCGAAAUUUCCGUGGUCGGUCUCGCAAUCAAUAUCAUUUUGGCCACCUGAAGUGGCAACGUGAUGGUUACAACUCUGGCCACCAGAAGUGUCAACGUGAUGGUUACAACAAGUGCCAACGUGAAGUGCCAAAAAAAGGAAAGGCACCCCAAGAAGGAGAGAAACGAGACAUAUGUCAUAGGUGCGGAACUGAGGAACUCUAG
Daucus carota subsp. sativus is the source of this 870-nucleotide messenger RNA. RefSeq lists its product as uncharacterized. Lineage: Eukaryota; Viridiplantae; Streptophyta; Magnoliopsida; Apiales; Apiaceae. The record is from RefSeq and is a predicted model, not a curated record. The coding region runs from base 1 to 870 and encodes 289 amino acids. The transcript has a single exon.